Molecule: messenger RNA, 3837 nt
Organism: Cercocebus atys (sooty mangabey)
Lineage: Eukaryota; Metazoa; Chordata; Mammalia; Primates; Cercopithecidae
Gene: SERAC1
Product: serine active site containing 1
Exons: 16
Coding region: 137-1987 (616 amino acids)
Source: RefSeq, a predicted model, not a curated record
GGCCGAGGGGGCGGGGUCAUAAGCCGCCCGCCGCCGGGUGGAAGGCCCCGGCCGGGAGCCGAGGAAAGGUGAGGGCUCCCCAGAUAACUGGGUCCGGCGAGCAGUUGGGGACAGGCUGAGUCUGCGUGCCGGCAGAAUGUCCCUGGCUGCUUAUUGUGUCAUCUGUUGCAGAAGAGUAGGAACCUCUACUUCCCCGCCGAAAAGUGGCACACGCUGGAGAGACAUCAGAAAUAUAAUAAAGUUUACUGGAUCACUUGUUUUAGGAGGUUCUCUAUUUCUUACAUAUGAAGUUCUGGCCCUGAAGAAAGCUGUGACAUUAGAUACUCAAGUGGUAGAAAGAGAAAAAAUGAAGUCAUAUAUAUAUGUGCACACAGUUUCUUUAGAUAAAGGAGAAAAUCAUGGUAUUGCCUGGCAGGCAAGAAAAGAACUUCACAAAGCAGUAAGAAAAGUGUUGGCAACAUCCGCCAAGAUACUACGGAAUCCAUUUGCUGACCCUUUUAGUACAGUUGAUAUAGAAGAUCAUGAGUGUGCUGUGUGGCUGCUCCUACGGAAGAGCAAGUCAGAUGACAAAACCACGCGACUCGAGGCUGUGCAGGAGAUGUCAGAGGCCCAUCAUUGGCAUGAUUACCAGUAUAGGCUAAUUGCUCAAGCCUGUGAUCCGAAAACUCUUAUUGGUUUGGCACGAAGCAAAGAGAGUGAUCUUCGCUUUUUUCUCCUACCACCUCCUUUGCCAUCUUUAAAAGAAGAUUCUUCCACUGAAGAAGAGCUCAGGCAGUUGCUGGCUUCCUUACCUCAAACAGAGCUGGAUGAGUGUAUCCAGUAUUUUACAUCUUUGGCUCUUAGUGAAAGCAGUCAGAGUCUAGCUGCUCAGAAGAUAUCCACACAUUGUGAUAAAAUCGAAGCAAAUGGAGGCCUGCAGCUACUUCAGAGGCUGUACCGACUUCACAAGGACUGCCCUAAAGUACAGAGAAAUAUAAUGCGUAUCAUUGGAAAUAUGGCUUUGAAUGAACAUCUUCAUUCUUCUAUAGUUCGCUCAGGCUGGGUGUCCAUCAUGGCAGAAGCAAUGAAAUCUGACCGCAUUAUGGAGGCUUCACACGCUGCCAGAAUCCUGGCAAAUCUAGAUCGAGAAACUGUGCAAGAAAAAUAUCAGGAUGGCGUGUAUGUGCUGCAUCCCCAGUAUCGAACAAGUCAGCCCAUUAAAGCAGAUGUCCUUUUUAUUCAUGGCCUUAUGGGAGCAGCAUUCAAAACAUGGCGCCAGCAGGACAGUGAGCAGGCUGUAAUUGAAAAGCCUAUGGAGGAGGAAGACAGAUACACAACGUGUUGGCCCAAGACAUGGUUAGCAAAAGACUGUCCUGCUCUCCGAAUUAUAUCUGUGGAGUAUGACACCACCCUCAGCGACUGGAGAGCAAGGUGCCCUAUGGAAAGAAAGUCCAUUGCAUUCAGAAGCAACGAACUUCUUAGGAAGCUCAGAGCUGCUGGUGUUGGGGAUAGGCCGGUGGUUUGGAUAUCACAUAGCAUGGGAGGUCUUCUCGUCAAAAAGAUGCUGUUGGAAGCCUCUAAGAAGCCAGAAAUGAGUGCUGUUAUCAACAAUACCAGAGGAAUAAUUUUUUAUAGUGUCCCUCAUCAUGGAUCACAUUUGGCUGAAUACUCUGUUAAUAUUCGCUAUCUUCUCUUUCCCUCUUUGGAAGUCAAAGAACUCAGCAAGGAUUCUCCUGCACUUAAAACACUGCAAGAUGACUUUCUGGAGUUUGCUAAAGAUCAAAACUUCCAGGUGCUGAAUUUUGUGGAAACAUUACCAACCUACAUUGGCAGCAUGAUUAAGCUCCAUGUGGUGCCUGUGGAAUCAGCAGAUUUAGGCAUUGGAGAUCUAAUUCCUGUGGAUGUUAACCAUUUGAACAUUUGUAAACCAAAGAAAAAGGAUGCUUUUUUGUACCAGCGUACUUUACAAUUCAUCCGUGAAACUUUAGCCAAAGACCUUGAAAACUAACAGUUGUCCUCUUCCAAUUUUCAUAUGUGAAUUCAGUGCAAGAAACUUGGUGUUCUGGUUCUCCUUUUAAGCUCUAACCAAUCAUGUAAACAUAGUGAUCAUAGCGUCAACAUGGUCUGGAGUGUGUUGCAGACUACAGAACAUUGUUCUCCCUUCAAGCGCUGUAAAGUAUCAACCCGGCAGUGGCAGGCACAGAAGGAAAGGCUGGAUUGGGCUCCUUUGGCGUUAAGAAGUCCCUGUGUGCUACUUUAUGGUUUGCGGUAUUGGGCCUGGUGACUGCUGUGAGACAGUGCCCUUUCCCAUCUGUGACUUUCCCGGCGCAUGCAGGAGGGGCACAGCAGGUUCUGAGGGGAGAGCUACCAUUAACUCAACUCACCAUAAAAAUGCCAUUAAGAGAGUACCUAAAAUAGAGAGAAGAAUGAACUAGAACAUUAAAGACUCUUGUACUUCUAGGUAUUGAUUUGCUCUACAUUUUAAAAAUGUGUCAGUUUUUUAAAGUUUGAGUUUUUAGCUUUCAGUUCUACCUUUUAUCUGACACAUUAUUACUGGUGUUAACUUCGUUAGACCUAUUGUCAUGUCUGGGUCAGUUCCUUGUAUCUGUUUUCAUAUUGCUGAGAACAAAUCUUUUUCUUUUUUAGAAAAAUUCUAGCUUAUAAUAAUUCUUUCCAGACUGUAGUUGCCUAUGCUUGGAAUUGGUCCUAGAUAAGGAUAAAGUAGCUAAUCCAUUAUUGAUCACAGUAUGAAAUAAAACUAUUCUAAGCCAUUAAAUGAAUUAGCAAUUCUUAGUAUCAAGAUUCUCAGAUUCCCUUUAACUAAAUAAAGUAAACCUGUCUUCCCUGCUCAUUUGGAAGUGGUAUUAAUUGACCUCUAUAGCAUGCAAGAAGUAGGAAAUCGUGUUUUUUUCUUUAGAGUAAAGCAUUAUUGAGUUAAUUUACAUACCAUAAGAUUCACCCUAUUAAAUUUUACAAUUCUUUUUUGUUGUUAUUUAGAGACAGGGUCUCACUCUGUUGCCCAAGCUGGAGUGCAGUGGCAUGAUCAUGGCUCACUGUAACCUCAAACUCCUGGGCUCAAGAGAUCCUUUUGCUUCAGCCUCCCAAGCAGCUAGGACUACAGGUGCAUGCCACUGUACCCGGCUAAUUAAAAAAAAAAAAAUACUUUUUUAUAGAGACAGGGUCUCACUGUGUUGCCCAGGUCUCAAACUCCUGGUCUCAAGCCACCCUCCUGCCUUGGCCUCUCAAAGUGCUGUGAUUAUAGGCCAGAGCCACUGUUCCCAGCCUCAGUUCAUUGGUUUUUAGUAUAUAGUUCGCUGAGUUGUGCACCAUCAUUGCUCUCUAAUUUCAGGAUAUUUCAUCAUCCCCAAAAGAACCCCAUGCCCAUGAGCAGUCAGUUCCCACCUCUGCUUUCCCCAGUCUGCGGUAAACACUAAUCUCUUUUCUGUUUCUAUGGAUUUGGGGAUUUUAUGUAAAUGGAAUUGUACAAUAUGUGGCCCUCUCUGCCUUCCUUCUAUUAGCAUGUUUUCAAGGUUCAUUCAUGAUAUAGCAUGUAUCAGUACUUCCUUUUUAUGGCCAAAAUUACUCCAUUUUGUGAUAUGCCAUGUUUAUCCAAUCAGCUGAUGGACAUCUAGGUUUUGUUCAUUUUUUGUCUGUGAUAAAUAAUGCUACCAUGAUCAUUUGUGUACAAAUUUUUGUGUGGAUAGAUGUUUUUGAUUUUCUUCGGUGGAAUUGCUGGUCAAAUGGUAAGUCUAUGCUUAAAUUUUGAAGAUGGUAGACUUUUGUAGAAUGAGAUAGUCAAAGCUAAAACUGGAGUACAGUAUCUGAAGGUAAAUGGCUCAUCAAUAAACCCUAUCAGCA